AGGCGGCGCGGCGGACAGCCCGGGCGGCGGGGCGGGGGGAGUUAUAUUGCGGGGUCCUUCCUCGCUCACCCUGGUUCCUCUCGGAGCGGAGACGGCAAAUGGCGGACUUCGAUACCUACGACGAUCGGGCCUACAGCAGCUUCGGCGGCGGCAGAGGGUCCCGCGGCAGUGCCGGUGGCCAUGGUUCCCGUAGCCAGAAGGAGCUGCCCACAGAGCCCCCCUACACAGCAUAUGUAGGAAACCUACCUUUUAAUACAGUUCAGGGCGACAUAGACGCUAUCUUCAAGGAUCUCAGCAUACGGAGUGUACGGCUAGUCAGAGACAAAGACACAGACAAAUUUAAAGGUUUCUGCUAUGUAGAAUUUGACGAGGUGGAUUCCCUGAAGGAAGCCUUGACGUAUGACGGUGCACUGUUGGGUGAUCGGUCGCUUCGUGUGGACAUUGCAGAAGGCAGAAAACAGGAUAAAGGUGGCUUUGGCUUCAGGAAAGGUGGACCAGAUGACAGAGGAAUGGGUGGCUCUCGAGAAUCUAGAGGUGGAUGGGAUUCCCGGGAUGACUUCAAUUCCGGCUUCAGGGAUGACUUCUUAGGAGGCAGGGGAGGGAGUCGCCCAGGUGACCGGCGAACAGGCCCCCCAAUGGGGAGUCGGUUCAGAGAUGGCCCUCCCCUUCGAGGGUCCAAUAUGGACUUCAGAGAACCAACAGAAGAGGAAAGAGCACAGAGGCCACGGCUCCAGCUGAAGCCUCGAACAGUUGCCACGCCCCUCAAUCAAGUAGCCAAUCCCAACUCUGCCAUCUUCGGGGGAGCCAGGCCCAGAGAGGAAGUCGUUAACAAGGAGCAAGAAUGAGCUCGCGGUUGGGAGGGAAUGGGGUGUGGGGGAGUCACAGCGAGACCACAGCCUGGCUAGCCCCCUGGACCAGCGGUCCUGCAGUCACCAUUCCUGCGCCUGACCUUUGUCCUCCUUUCUUACAGCGGAAACACAGAGCUUGUGAGUGCAUGUCAGCAGUUAACAAGUGGUUUUUAGUACAUUCUUGGCUUUGCUGAACCUAUCUAGUGCCUGUUUUGUGCUUUUUUUUUUCUUUCUUUCUUUCUCUGCCAGUCCUUCCCCCAUUUUCCUCCUGUCCUUUUUCCUUCUUGCUCCUUGUUUCCUUCCAGUACUUGAGUCUCUCUCGAGGGACAGAGGCAGCCACCCGUGGGCGUUCUUAGGAUGGAGGUGCUGCUCCAUUUUUCUCCCCCUGCUUUCUCGUUUUACUUUGGACACUCUGGCCAGACCCGGUUGGUCCUUUCAUUUUUCUCAGCGCUUCUCUUCUGACCUGCAUGUGGAGUUCUGUAUUGCUGUGGCUUCCAAGGGAAGGAAAAAGACAAAACAAAACAAAAAACAGAAAGAAGUCACAAAUUGGGUAGCAUCUUGUUUUUAUUCAGCUGUGGUCAACAGAGAGAAUUUGAGGCACCUUGUUUUCAAAACAAGGAUAAAAUAUCUGUUGAUCCUUGCAGAUUCCUCCCUGUCCCUAUUUAUAAGCAGCCCUGUCUCUGUCAUUCCCUCCCCGAAUGGAUCAUUCGAGCCGGAGGCUCUCCUUUCGAAGGUGGAAUCUAAGGGAAGAGGGUGGUAGUGUGAGUCGGUGAGCAGCUCAGCGGACGGGCCGGGGGCCGAGCGCACCUCCGUGCGCACGCUAGGAUGGCUGGGUCAGCACGUCGUGCAAGCUCGUCCCCUUCUCCCCGGCGGAGGUGGAGGCUCCCGUGGGUGGCUGGGUGCGCCGAGCCUCCGUCCGGUCUCCCGUCCGGGCAGGGCGCUCCGGAGGGACCGACGGGCAGCGGUGGCCGAGCCGCGCCUGGGCCGUGCUCCCCGUGCGGACACGGACUGUCCUCAGACCCCGUCGUGUGUGUGUCCCUGUCUCUCUCCCUUGUGUUUACCUGUGUCUGCUCCUGGCGUAAGUAGCAGUGAGAUACUGCGCUUCCCGCCCUCCCUGACUUUUAUAAUGAAAAUGGGCCUAAAAUCCGGCACUUUACUGUUGGACUUGAUGAAUUGAGGGUUUUACUCUGCAGGGCUGUCAAGAGCCUUCAGAGAGCUGGUAGGUGGCUGUAAGUCCCCAGGUCUCCUCUUUGGGGCACAGUUGCCUAUCCCCACAGGCUGUGUGUGGCACGUACCCAGGGCCAGGGGAGCUGGGCCGUAGCUUCUGAGCUAAACGCCCGUGUGUGUGAGCAACCUGGGUUUUUCAGCAGCGAGUCCCGGACCGUCCCGUUGGGAGCAGUUUGGGGGCCGCCAGCAGCUAGAGCCCAGGGAAGAGACCUGCCGUUUGGGGGUGGGGGGGGAGGUGAGAGGUCGUCACUAGCUGGCGUCCUUGGCUUCUCUCACUGGGUCUCGGUCCCGGGUCUCAGCAACUACAGAACUCUCUCUCCUUUCCUUCCUUCACCUGCCGCCUCUGCUUCCGAAAUAAGAACCAUUUGUGUAACACCAAUACCUAACUUAAGAAAGACAUGCAUUAUGUGGUUGUAAUCAAACCUGAUGCUUUCAGAUGACCUACUUACAUCUUCAAUGUGGAAAAGAUUAAGAACAAAACAAAUUCAUCUAAACUUCUGGGCAAUCAAUCCCAGUUGACUUUUAAAUGUAAGAAUGGAAUUCCAAACACUUAACACAUUCAGCUAUAUGACAGAAAGUAAAUCUAUGGAUAUGGUAUUUUGUGAAUGAUCUUUUAAAUAAAAGAAAACCUUACGUAAUAUUUAA
Molecule: messenger RNA, 2720 nt
Organism: Felis catus (domestic cat)
Lineage: Eukaryota; Metazoa; Chordata; Mammalia; Carnivora; Felidae
Gene: EIF4H
Product: eukaryotic translation initiation factor 4H
Exons: 7
Coding region: 99-845 (248 amino acids)
Molecular function (GO): RNA binding
Source: RefSeq, a predicted model, not a curated record